This is a messenger RNA of Camellia sinensis, 1166 nucleotides long. NCBI's taxonomy places the organism in Eukaryota, Viridiplantae, Streptophyta, Magnoliopsida, Ericales, Theaceae. The record is from RefSeq and is a predicted model, not a curated record.
GUCUCUCCCUCUCUCGUGUAUAUAAAUACCAAAAUGUGUGUGUGUAUGUUUCAAAGUUGGAACAUAAAAUCCAUUCUUCAACCUUCCAUAAUCUUUCUUCUUCUAUCACUAUAUAUAUUUGCAGAUAUUUAAGUAUGGUUGUGUCAUCUCCGACUCCAUUUCGGACCAAGAAGGCAAGGGCUGUGGGAAUUCCCAUUAUUGACCUCUCUCUUGAGAGGUCUGUGUUGUCUGAGAAAAUUGUGCAGGCAUGUCAAGACUAUGGUUUCUUCAAGGUGGUCAACCAUGGUGUUCCCAUGGAGAUCAUUGCAAGAAUGGAGAAGGAAGGGAGUGAUUUUUUCGCAAAACCCGCUUCGGAGAAGCAACAACAAGCGGGGGGCCUGCCUAGUCCAUUUGGUUAUGGCUGCAAAAAUAUUGGCUUCAACGGUGAUGUGGGUGAGCUUGAGUAUCUUCUUCUUCACACAAACCAUCUCUCCAUUUCUGACAUAUCCAAAGCUAUCUCCUCUAUUAACCCAACAAAGUUCAGUUGUGCUGUGAAUGAUUAUAUACAAGCAGUUAGGAGCUUGACAUGCGAGAUGCUAGAUCUAGUGGCUGAAGGUUUAUUUGUUCCAGACAAAUCCGUCUUCAGUAGGCUUAUCGGAGACGUCCAUAGUGAUUCAUGUUUCAGGCUCAAUCACUACCCUCCUAUGGAAAACUCUAGGGAAUGGGAUCCAUCUCCAAAGCUUAAUGCAAACACUCGUAUGGGGUUUGGAGAGCAUUCUGACCCUCAAAUCUUGACCAUCUUGCGAUCAAACGAUGUUGAAGGCCUUCAAAUUUGUUUACAUGAUGGGUUAUGGGUCCCUAUCACUCCUGACCCCACUGAAUUUUGCGUGUUUGUAGGUGAUGUUUUACAGGCUAUGACAAAUGGAAAGUUUGUGAGCGCAAGACACAGAGUAAUAGUAGCAAACUCAGUGAAACCCAGAAUGUCAAUGAUAUAUUUUGGGGCUCCACCCCUUAAUGCAUGGAUCUCUCCUCUUCCAAAGAUGGUAUCACCCCCAAAACCAAGUCUCUACAAACCGUUCACUUGGAGUGAAUUCAAGAAAGCUGCCUACUCUCUACCUUUGGAAGAUUGUCGUCUCAACCGUUUUAAAGAUUCUCUUCAAUUAAGUCUAAGAACACAAAAACUAUAG